Messenger RNA from Prorocentrum cordatum, 407 nucleotides. NCBI's taxonomy places the organism in Eukaryota, Dinophyceae, Prorocentrales, Prorocentraceae. The record is from the annotation of a GenBank genome assembly.
CCUGCCGCGGGCCUCGGGCCCCUGCCGGCCGCGGGCGGCCCGGGCGGGGCGAGGCCGCGCUCGGCGGACCCGGAGAGCUCGGAGGACUCCGAGGACUCGGAGGAGGUCGUCGGAGUGCGGCGGAAGCGGCUCCGCCUGCGGUUCCAGGCGUCCGACGGCAGCGGCGGCGACGCGGGGCUGCCGGAGGCCGUCCGCGAGAGGGCGCGGGCCGCGCUGCUGGAGGUGCGGCUGCGCCACCCCGCGAGGAGGCGCUGGGAGGCGUCCGCAAGGCGGCGCCCCCCGCCCGGCGAAGCCGGAGCCGCGGGCCGCCGGCGAAGCAGGGCAGGGCGGACCGCGGCCGCUCAGCCGCCGCCUGGUCGGCCUGACGCGGGGGGGGGGGGGGUCGGCUGCACCGUCGACGAGGGCAG